Molecule: messenger RNA, 1183 nt
Organism: Hypoxylon trugodes
Lineage: Eukaryota; Fungi; Ascomycota; Sordariomycetes; Xylariales; Hypoxylaceae
Product: glutathione transferase
Exons: 2
Coding region: 337-1125 (262 amino acids)
Source: RefSeq, a predicted model, not a curated record
UGCAUACGAACAUGGACAUAAGCAUUCACGAGACGUCAAAUGCCUCUUCGUCCCAGUCUUAACAGCAGGUCACCGCCGCCGGGCGUUGUCGGAAGCUCCCUCCUUGGGCUGUGAUGCUCGACUGGGAUGUAGGGUUCGUAUGUGGCUCGACUGCAAGUAUACGGGCUUUGCGGAUUUAUUUAGGUCUAAGGCCGUAGCUGGCUUCAGUUCAUCAGCGAUUAGCACCGCGAUUCUAUCUCCGAAAAACCAUUAAAAAUCCUAUAGCGUAGGCAGAGACAGGAGUGCUGAGGCUCUGGUAUAAGCCCCAAAGCUACCGAGUCCUCAUCUCUUUUCACUAUGCAACCUAUCAAGAUUUACAAUGGACCACACGGUCAGGGACCAAACCCCUGGAAGCCCAUUAUCUUACUUGAGGAACUUGGGCUACCGUACGAAAUAGUCUGGAUCCCGUAUGCCGAGAUCAAGUCGGAACCGUAUACAUCUCUAAACCCGAAUGGGCGGUUGCCCGCCAUGAUUGAUCCAAAUAGGAACGUCACCUUAUUUGAAUCUGGAGCUAUCAUAAACUAUAUCAUCGAUACGUAUGAUAAGAAGCUCAAGCUCACGUAUGGUGAUGAUAGGUUUGAGGAGAAAUGGCUGCUUCAGAGUUGGCUUAUGUUCCAGAUGAGUGCCCAGGGUCCGAUGUUUGGCCAAAAGACAUGGUUCACUCAUAUCCAUAUAGAGCAGAACCUCCAAACGGCGAUAGACCGGUACGGAAACGAGGCAAAACGCAUCAUUAGCGUGGUAGAUAGUUCACUGCGCAAGCAGAGACAAAAGCUAGGGCUUGCCGCCGAUGAACCAGUCUGGCUCGUCGGUGAUAAGUGUACUUAUGCUGACCUCGCAUUCGUCUCGUGGAAUACGUUUCUGGGCACAAUGUUUCCUUCAGGAGGUCUGGAUCUAGAGAAGGAAUUCCCUGAGUACUAUCGAUGGUUUAUGAACACAGCCAACCGACCGGCUACAAAGAAGGUCCUCGAGUUCAGGGAGGAAUGUAUUAGGACGAUGAAAGAUACCGCAAUGCAGGUGGUUGAACGACAGGCUGAUGCGCAUAAAUUGCCAGUGUAUGAAAAAACGCUUGGUUCCAGCGAUUCCUGAAAGGGGCUGAUCCUACCUGAGACAUCUUAUAAUUGUUAAGAUUCAAAUUGAAGGUCUU